AUGUCAAACAAGACAUUUACAUCCGAAUCAAUCCUUAGUUCAGGUGAAGAACAAUCAUCAAUGCCAAAUGUAAAAAAGAUCAAUUCAGAUACAGAAAUUAAUGAUUUUCGUUCAAAUUCAAAAAAAUGUUCAUCUGGUUCUCCUGACGUGAUCGUUGAAACUAUUUCACCAUCAAUUUCAUCAACAACAAACACUAAUAAAUCAAAUCAAGGUCACAAAACGAAAACAAAUUCUAACUAUAAAAAUCAAAGUCCUAAUCAACUAUUUACACAAGUCAAGCGAAACGGAUUACGUUUACGGGCCGUUUUCGGACAGUGA
Messenger RNA from Rotaria socialis, 318 nucleotides. NCBI's taxonomy places the organism in Eukaryota, Metazoa, Rotifera, Eurotatoria, Philodinida, Philodinidae. The record is from the annotation of a GenBank genome assembly.